GACGUCAUUCGCGGAGGGAUCCCGAUGUCGGAACCAUGGUCAUAUCGUUGAGAGGCAGUGAACGGCAGAGGUCUAGCGACAGCUCAGCUACUCAUUAGGGCAGAGAUACGUUGAAGUGGGAAGACGUCUCGCUGUGAGCAUUUCUGGAGGCAAAUGUUAACUUUCGGAUAGUACCGUUUGCUAGACUGUCUAGCGUUCCGGGGGGGCUAGCUUUCAGCUUUCUCACUGGUGUUCUUCGGUGGAAGAAGCAAAAAUGUCGUCUCCAAGUCCGGGUAAAAGGCGAAUGGAUACCGAUGUGGUGAAACUCAUCGAGAGCAAGCAUGAAGUCACCAUCCUCAGUGGACUCAAUGAAUUUGUAGUGAAGUUUUUUGGACCACAAGGAACACCGUAUGAGGGAGGCGUGUGGAAAGUGCGAGUAGAUCUUCCUGAUAAAUACCCAUUCAAAUCGCCAUCAAUAGGAUUCAUGAACAAGAUUUUUCAUCCCAACAUUGAUGAAGCAUCAGGAACGGUGUGCUUAGAUGUCAUCAACCAGACAUGGACAGCCCUUUAUGAUUUGACCAACAUCUUUGAGUCGUUCCUGCCCCAACUGCUGGCCUACCCAAACCCCAUUGAUCCCCUGAACGGAGAUGCAGCUGCCAUGUACCUUCAUCGGCCAGAGGAGUACAAGCAGAAAAUCAAAGAGUACAUUCAGAAAUAUGCAACAGAGGAGGCUCUGAAGGAGCAGGAAGAGGGGGCAGGCGACUCUUCAUCUGAAAGCUCCAUGUCUGACUUCUCAGAAGACGAGGCCCAGGACAUGGAGUUGUAGUAAUAGGAGGGUUCCCCCAUCCCGCCCCCUGCCCCCCCUUAACCCCCACAGAGACUAUAUUUGAUUUCCUAACCAUGAGAAAGCAGACUUAUAAUAUUCAUAUUUAAACAAGUUGAUUUUUUUAUUAUUAUUAUUACUACUAAACAAGGAUUUUUAUGGAUAUAUAGCCUUUGGUGUGUUUGACCUCCCCUCCCAUUCUGUAGCCGUUUCUCCUCACACGCAUCCACGUUCUCUGCCUGUCAGUCUGCUCAUUUGUGUGGUGCGUCAUCUAAGAAGCUUCCAUGUGAACAUCUGAUUUCUCUACACAAAUCCACUUCAUAAAACUUCCCUUUUAACCUCAGUGACAUAUAAUUUCCUUUCUUUUCCCAUAAUACCAGUUGACUCUGACCAUUUUUGUUAGUUGGUCCCCAUCAGAGCAGGUUAGGUCUUACUUGCCCUCUCUGGUAUACAUCACCACAUUUUUGGGGGGUUUGUUUUGUUUUUUAAAUGCACACAGUGACACACAAGUGUCCGAGCACAUUUUAUAUGAAGUGCAGUGCCAAUAGACGCUAACAAAUCAACCUGGAAUACCUCUUAAGCAUAUCUCUUAAAACAUAUUAUGAGAAUAUGAAAUAGUUUUGGGGUUUUUUUUUUAUCAUUCAGUUCAGAUUCUACAUGGCCUGUUACAUUACUCUUUGUUACUCUGUUGACCUGCAGCCGCCUGUAUACGUUUGCUGACCUGUUUUAGCUGCUCUCCCUUUAAGUCAGCCUCCUUAUGAUUGGCUGCCCAUGAUAAACAGCAGGUGGAGCUUCUUGUGCUCCUAGCCAGAGCCGUGUACAUCAUGCAGAGCCAAGAGUAGGAAAACAAAAACGUAUCAAAGCGAGCAUUUAGAGCAGCCUUUUCAUGUAAUGUCCUCACUAUGUGAAACUACAUGUUUAAUGUGAGAAUCCAACGUAAUGCAUUAUAAGCAACAAACUAAAGAUCUGUUUUGUACAAUGUAUGCUAGCUGCACAAACUGUACAUGUAAGACCAGCGCACACAGGCAGUGAAGACAGAAGGUAGCUCUAAUAUAGGUUUUCUUUUGUGGGCAUUCUGGUCAGACUCUCUUGGUAUUUUGGGAACUAAAAAUAGACCAGAGCUACACUUUAACCAUCUGACUGUAUGCAUUUUAUACUCCACAUCAGGAGUCACCUCAAACACACGAGCACCAGACUGUGUCAUUGUGAAGGGAGGCCUCUGUUUUACAAUCAGCUGUAUUUGUGUUUUGGAAACGCAUUUCUAGUAGCGUUAUUGGUCCUGGGGAACUUUGCUGACUAUAUAAAUAUUUUUUAAAAGGAACAGCAUUCAAGUCUGUUUUAAUCUCAGUAAAAAGCAACAAAAAAUGGUCAUAUGGUUACUGAGUGGAUCUGAGUGAAAUUAAAGAGUAAUUUGUCCCCCUCCCUACUGAGGUUAGUGUUGUAUCAGUCUUCCUCACAUUCCACUGUUACUCGGGAUUUGCUCCAAUGCAUGCUCUCCAUGUUGGUCUGACUGGUACGUAACCCCGGUGGUGUCGAGUGGAUUACGAAAUACGAGCCCUGUACAUGAUAACUAAACUGUACAGAUCUGAGUUCCUAACUUUAAAAUCAAACAAAGGAACACACCUUGUGUUAUUCACUGUGGACUGUGGCAGGUGAAGAUGUCCAUCUAUGAUGCGUGGAAAGGAAUUGCAGUCACAUUUUUGAGUUUUGACACUUGUUUUUUUUCCGUACUUUAAUUUCUUGCCAUUUUUUCCCCCAGUUGGGGGGGGGUCAGCACGCUUGGUUUGUUUUUUUUUUAAAAUCUUGGUUGUUUUUUUUGUUUUGUUUUGUUUUUUGUACAGCGUAUACCUUGUACAGUGAAAAGACACCUCUCUGUAGCCUCAUGAAAAUUCAGUGUUAACCCAAAAACACUGACUUAGUGUUGCUCACGGAGGCUAACGCGGCAGACGGACUACCUAGAAAACCUUGAAAUGUAUUCACUUCUUAGAUUGCAGUAAGAAUCACUGGUCGCUUUGUGGCGGAUUGUGGAUCCCAAGUGAAAGAUUCAAGGCAGAGUUUCACUUGGGAGGUCACCUCAUCACCUCUGAUUUCGACUCCCUCUUCUGUGCCUCAUCAUAAAAAGGAAGUCCACAAAAACCACGUCUUCAAAAAGCCAUGAAGGUCAUUCAUUUAAAAACUAAAAAGGCACAUCACUUUAACCUACCAUCUUCUCCUGUUUCUGCGGUUUGAUCCUAUACAAUUUGUGAUUGGACGUCUAAAUUUUCAGUCUGACAAUUAGGGGAAUUACCCAGGGCUGCGAAUGGCAAUAGGGUUUAUUUGAGCUAAUGUAGGAUUGUUAGACUUGUAUGGCUCAGGUUUGAAAUUCAGUUGGGCUGUAUCUUGGAUAGUGAUUAACAUUUUCACCCAGGUGAUAAUGAAAGGAUGGAAAUCAUGCUAAUGUUUGUUGAGCAGUGUUUUUGACAUGUCACGAUAGUUAGUUUUACCGACUUCAACUAAACAUUUGCUACAUGGCUGUAUUACAGAUAGCGUUACAUAGUUUGGUAUACUUACCUGAUAAAGCAUCGAUGCGUCAUCUGAUUCUUAGUCUGUUUUGUGGUUAUAUGUGAGAUGCCCCAUAAACAUGCCUGCUCAUCAUCAUCUUUCAGAUUCAGAGUUGUACAGGGGUGUGUGUGUGUGAGUGUGAGAGAGAUUUGAAUCUAGGAUGACCUGUAGUGAGCCUGAUAGAUCUAACUGUACUGAAAUCAAAAGUGUGGUUCAGCCCUUUUCAAGACGUUGGGUUUUCUCUAUAAGCAUGAUCUAUAACAUAGUUCUGUGCUCUUUUGAGUGCAGACGCCUCCAUGGUUUGUUUUUAAUUUAUCUGUUCAGUUUGACCGCUUUGAACCCGGGAUUGUUAUUUCUUUAAUCCGCCCUGAGGAAGUUUUGAAUGUCAGCUUGGGGUAGCUCUCAGCAGAGCUAACCUUUGCUAUAGUUGACACAUUCAAGGCAGUUGAAAGCAAAGUGAAUGUUAUACAUUAUUUUGUGGUGAGGUUUGUGAUGCACAUCAAAAGCUAAACCUUACCCAUGGUGUGUGUGUGUGUGUGUGUGUGUUUGUUUGUUUUUUCUCCCCCCCUCCCUCUUAUACAGCAAAAUAAAGAAAAAAGAAAAAUUGUGUAUUCGCACAGAGAGGGACCCCCUUCUUUUUUUUCUUUUUUUUAAGGGUUUUAAACUUGGUCCCUGUUGGUUUAGCUAUGGUUCAGCUAUACUGAUAAGAAUUUCAUGUUAAGGUUUUUGGGGGGGUUUUUGUAAAAAGCAACUCAGAAAUCUUGUUUUACUUGACAUCUGUGCAGUAUUGUACUAAUAAUGUACUAGAUCGAAGGUGACAAUUGUAAUAAAAAUGGCACAUUAUGAUGCAGCAGUGCUACAGGGAGUUAAUAGUUAAUUUUUAUCUUCUUUUGUCUUGCCCCACCCCCCUCCAAAAAUCAUAAGAUUGGUUGUCAGGAUUAUUUGCAAUAAAUUGAUGAGAUACUCAGCUGUGGCCUGGUGUUCCUCUGGUAAACUAUCUUCUCAAUGGCCAAUCUUAUUUUACUGAUAGCUGCCUUUUUUUUUUUUUUUUUUUUUUUUUUUUAAAUUCGAGUUAUCUUUAACUUAAGAACUAAAGAAGACAUCCUAAAGCCAGUGAAUGAUUACACUUCCCACUGCAACUUGAAUUCUAGAUUAUUUCUUUAAAGAUUAAAGCAUUUUUAUUUUGCUUUUAUUUAAUAUCCUUUUGGCUUUUUCCCCAUUCACUUCUUUGACACAACAAGCUUGCAGGUUUAAACAGAGACUCCGCACAUCUAUAUCUUAGAUGCUAGGAUUCACAGAGCAUCACAAUUGUGACUGUAAACCUGCACAGGAAGUCCAGAGCUGGGCUACAGUCCUACAACUAUAACCACACUCCUCUCCCAGAACCUGCUGCAUACAAUAAGGAUGAAGGAUUUGAGUGAAGUGACUGGUCUAUUCAUCUGUAGACAAGACUUCCAAGGCCCUUUCUCUAUUUUAUCAGCACAGCUGCAAAGAACCGGAACCCUCAUCCUGUAAAGUCACCUCCCCCCAUGUGUUGACUGUAUCUCCUCGAGCAGUUGCAUGCUUCUGGUGUGGAGUCGAGGCUCACCUCCCAUCCUGUCUUGUGCUUGUGUGGAUUUGUUCCCUGCGCUGGCCGACCGCUGCCAUCAGGGGAUUUAGCAGGCACACGCAGCAUGGAAAACAGCAGUUUUGUUUUAAUAGAAACUAUGUAUUUGGUACCUAGUGUGUGAUACUCGAGGGUUUAAAAGUCAAAAGGUUUUUUUUUAUUUUUUUUAUUUUGGUUUGUUUCAGUAAAUCCAUUCUUUGUUUUAUUUUUUCCACCUUCUCUGCCCUCAUGUUUUUUGGUUUUUUUGGUUUUUUUUCAUUGUGAAGUGGGCAUGCUUGUCAAAAAUGACAGAUGCUCUCUAUUAAUAGGCUUAUAACCUCAUAAAUAGUUGUGUAUAAAAUAAACUGUUAUAACUUCUUUUUUAAUAAAACAUUCAAUGUGUAUA
Molecule: messenger RNA, 5334 nt
Organism: Oreochromis niloticus (Nile tilapia)
Lineage: Eukaryota; Metazoa; Chordata; Actinopteri; Cichliformes; Cichlidae
Gene: ube2h
Product: ubiquitin-conjugating enzyme E2H (UBC8 homolog, yeast)
Exons: 7
Coding region: 254-805 (183 amino acids)
Source: RefSeq, a predicted model, not a curated record